AUGACCACGCCGAACCUCGAUGUCCUCCUUGGUGGCCCGCUGGCCGAAGAGCUGGUGGCCAGUGCAGGGGGCCUUUUAGCGCUGUGCAAGCUGAGCGACGCCGCACUUCGCAUGCUGGGCACAGAGGAGUUCCAGAGCAUAGCGAGCAGCUCACGGGCGAGGCAGCUGCACGCUGGCCUAUUGUUGAAGGCGCCACUUUUCACCGACGCCUUUGGAGAUGAGGAGGAGGUGGACACGACGGACCUGAAGGCUGCGCAGAAGGGCGCUGCCCAGCUAGGCCGAAAGUGCGCGCUGGUCGCGAAGGCAGACCUUGCCGGGGCCUUCUCCGAUGGUUCCCUCGGUGAAGCAGAAAAGGAAAAGCUCAAGGUGGCCUUCGCCCGCCUGCUGGCGGAGGGCAAAGUGACCGCUGAGGACACCCAGGCGCUUUCUGUGCCGUUUGUCUAUGUCCGUGGCGAUGCAGCAAAGCACAAGCGCGGCGGUGUCAAGGAGCGGAAGAAGCGAGAGGCGCAGCAGGAGUCGGUCAGCGUCGUUGCCAGAGCGACGCAGAGAGUCCGCAUGGGCGUCAGUGAGGAGGAGCAGGUGCGACAGCUGCUGCAGCGAGAGGACAUACGUAGCGAAUUUGCUAAGGAGCGCGCUCAGCAGCUGCUGAAGGAGUCGCGGAAGCGGGGGCGAGAGGUGACCCGUGAUGAGUACGAUGAUCUGCAGAACAUUUCCCUCUAG
Messenger RNA from Leishmania braziliensis MHOM/BR/75/M2904, 720 nucleotides. RefSeq lists its product as hypothetical. The transcript has a single exon. Gene Ontology annotation, biological process: mRNA splicing, via spliceosome; spliceosomal tri-snRNP complex assembly. Bases 1 to 720 code for a protein of 239 amino acids. Gene Ontology annotation, cellular component: U4/U6 x U5 tri-snRNP complex; precatalytic spliceosome; U4 snRNP. Lineage: Eukaryota; Euglenozoa; Kinetoplastea; Trypanosomatida; Trypanosomatidae. The record is from RefSeq and is a predicted model, not a curated record.